CCCCUCCAGCCAUUCCCCACACUACCCAGAGGGAUAACAGUCAAGUUUGGUCACGAGGCAACUUAAAUCCAUUUGGUGACUGUUACUCAUGGGACCAGAGUCCUUUACGGGGUAUGGCUUGGCCCUGACCUACCUCUUCUGCCUCAGUUUGUCGCGGUUUCCCCUUUCCUCUCUGAAUGCUCGCCAUUAGUUUGCACUCCUUCUAUCCCUUCCUCCCCUGCUGCCUCUCUCCCCUCUGCCGAAGGCUGUCCUGUCUGUUCAGAUCUCAGAGCCGACUCCAUUUCCCGCAAGAGAUCCUGUUUGACGCUCCCCCAACCCAUCCAGUGUUCUCAGAUCACCCUAAACUUGGUAGCACUUAAUCUCUCUCUAGUCAUCUGAUUACUUCCUUAAUGUCUAUCUGGGAGCUGCAGGGUAAAGGGAUGUUUUCAUCCAUGUGUCCUCAGGGGCUGACACAGCACCAGCCCCCAGCUCAGUAAAUGUUUGUUGCUGUCAUAAUUAGAUUGAAAAUAGGUGUAACUAAUUCAUGGUCCUGCUUGUGUCAGUCUGCUUUUGUUCUGUGUAGAGCAACCCUCUGUUGACUCUGGAGAGCUGGGACCUGAGGGGUGGUUGUCUCUGGGAAUGAUGGUUAAAGGCACUUGUAACCAGCCUCACCCUGAGUUGGACUAGGUGCCCAGGGGCCAUCCUGCCGCCACUUAUAUUGUUCCAUAAGUAAGAUGACCUUGAAAAAUGGCCUGGACCAGUGAGUCUCAGAGAGGUACUGACAGAAGUACCCCUGAUAAAGGUCUCAUGGAAGGUUCAAAACUUCUUAAACUUAGCUGGUUUUGCAAACUAGAAAUCAAAUUCCAAGAAGAAACAGGCCCCUGAGGACAGGAAGGACAGAAGAAAUGUGCUCAAAUCCAGGUGUAAAAAAUAUUUACCUCAGCACCUGUUUUAUGCAUGAUAUCUGGCUUUCAACCCAAAAAGUCAUUAGACACAAAAGCAAGAAAUAACUCCACCGACAAGGGGCAAUGAAAUCAAAAGAAUCAGAUAAGGCACAGGUUGAAACUAUCAGACAGGGACUUCACAAUAACCAUGACAGAGUGGGGUUAGACUUCAGAGACGGGAAGACUCAAAGUCCAGUGGAGAUUCAGGCGUAAGCAACAGCGACAGUGAGGAAUUCCUUGGAUAGGCUCACCAGUAGACUCCGCACAGCUGGUGAAGCAAUCAGUGACCCUGAAGAUGGGUCAAUAGAAAUUACCCAGACUGAAGGGCAAAAACAAGACGGAUGUGGGAGAGGCUGGGACAGUAUCAAACAGCCCAGAGCGGGAGCCAGGGUCCCGGGAGAGAAGAGGGCAGCACGUGGUCCUGCAGGUGGGGCCGGCGGCCGGGCCCGUGCUUGGGAACAGCCCCGCUUCCCCGCCUGCCACAGAUUGCCAUUUUGCCUCCAGGAUCCAGCCUCGCUGAUCACAUGAAAGGAUUAAGAUCCCCUGCCUUGAAAAGAAGGCUGGAGUGCAGCCUGAAGGUUUACCUAUAUUGUUCGCCUGUUACUAAAGAGUUGUUGUUAACUAGCCCGAAGUACAGAUUUUGGGAGAAACGAAUUAUAUCAAUUGAAGUUGAAACUCCUACCCAGAUAUCUUUAGUUGAUGAAGCAUCAGGCAAGAAGGAAGAGAUUGUUGUGACUCUCUUGCCAGCUGGUCAUUGCCCAGGAUCGGUUAUGUUUCUUUUUCAGGGCAGUCAUGGAACUGUCCUGUACACGGGAGACUUCAGGUUGGCAAAAGGAGAAGCUGCCAGAAUGGAGCUCCUGCACUCCGGGGGCAGAGUGAAAGACAUCCAGAGUAUAUACUUAGAUACUACUUUCUGUGAUCCAAAAUUUUAUCAAAUUCCUAGUCGAGGGGAGUGUCUGAGUGGAAUAUUAGAGCUGGUGCGGAGCUGGAUCACUCGGAGCCCGUACCAUGUUGUGUGGCUGAACUGCAAAGCUGCGUAUGGAUAUGAGUAUCUGUUCACCAACCUCAGUGAAGAAUUCGGAGUCCAGGUUCAUGUGGAUAAACUAGACAUGUUUAGAAACAUGCCUGACAUUCUUCAGCAUCUCACAACAGACCGUAGCACUCAGAUCCAUGCAUGUCGGCACCCAAAGGCAGAGGAGUAUUUUCAGUGGAAUAAAUUACCCUGUGGGAUUACUUCCAAAAACAGAAUUCCACUCUACACAAUCAGCAUUAAGCCAUCUACUAUGUGGUUUGGAGAAAGAACCAGAAAAACAAAUGUAAUUGUGAGGACUGGAGAGAGUUCAUACAGAGCGUGCUUUUCUUUUCACUCCUCCUACAGUGAGAUUAAAGAUUUUUUGAGCUACAUCUGCCCUGUGAAUGCAUAUCCAAAUGUCAUUCCAUUAGGCACAACUAUGGAUAAAGUUAUAGAAAUCCUAAAGCCUUUAUGCCGAUCUUCCCAAAGGACGGAGCCAAAGUAUAAGCCACUUGGCAAACUGAAGAGAGUUAGAACAACCCACAUAGACUCAGAGGAGGAGGAUGAUGAUCUCUUUGAUGAUCUGCCAGUACCUUUAAGGCACAAGGUUCCAAACCAGCGAACUCUUCACCCUGAGGUAUUUCCAACGAGUACAGUAUCACCAAACAAGCCUGAAAAACUGAGACAAGGCACGGGAUGCUUCAAAGCAGAGAGUAUGCAAACCUCACUUUGGGCCAACUUUAUAGACUGUGAAGAAUCCAACAGUGAAAGUGAAGAAGAAUUACAAAUCCCAUCUUCAUCUAAAGGAGGCCUGGUUCCUGCUCCACUUCAGCAAAAGGCUGAUGUGGAAGUACCACAGUGGGAAGUGUUCUUUAAAAGAAACAAUGAUAUCACAGAUGACAAUUCAGAAAACUUCCCUUCUUCCAUAGAGGCAGGAGGCUCUCAAUCACCAAAGGUUUUCAAUGAUUCUGAUGGGGAAUCAACUCACAUCUCUUCCCAGAACUCUUCUCAGUCAACACACAUAUCAGAACAAGGAAGUCAAGGCUGGGACAGCCAAUCUGACACUGUUUUGUUAUCUUCCCAGGAGAGAAACAGUGGGGAUAUUACCUCCUUGAACAAAAAUGGCUAUAGACCAAGAAUUAAAGAGAAUAUUUCUGCCUCUCAGAUGGAACAAAGUUUACUCUGUCCAAAGGCUCUUUACUCUGAUUUGAAAAGCGGAGAUGAAGAUGUAAAUACAGUUGGAGAACCAACUAUAAGCAGUGAGAAACACAUACUUCAGGAAAAAAGGUUGCCGAAUCUUAGUACCAAUGCAGAUUCACAGAGUUCCUCUGAUUUUGAAAUUCCCUCUACUCCAGAAGCUGACCUACCUAAACGAGAGCAUUUACAAUACUUAUACAAGAAACUGGCAACAGGUGAGAGUAUAGCAGUUGAUAAAAGAAAAAGCUCACUCUUAGAUACUUAAGAAUUAAAAUCACUUUAUUUUAGAGCAACCACUAAAAAACAAGAGAUGGCAGAACUAAAUCCAAACAUACCAAUCAUUACAUUAAAUGAAAAUGGUCUAAACACACCAAUGAAAAGACAGGGGAAAAAAACCAAACCCAACUAUGUACUGCAUAAGAAACUCACUUCAAAUGACAUAGGUUAGGUUAAAAGUAAAAGGACUGAGAAAGGCUAGAGUGGCUCCAGUUCACUGAGGACAUCAUCCUAAAUGUGUGUGUUCCUAAUGCCAAAGCACAACCAAUGAAAGGAGGACUCACUACUGUGAGAAGUAUGCUAGGGCCUUGACCCUCCCUCUCUCUGUAACAGAAUUCCUCUACAGAAAAUCAGCAAGGACAGCGAAGAACUGAACAGAGCCACCAACCAGCUGGAUCUAAUGGACACUUAGAGAACACGCCACCCAACAACAGCAGAGUACAUGCUUUUCAAGUGCCUGUGACAUUGCCCAAGACAGACCACAUACUGGGGCAUAAAUACACUUCAAAUUGAAAGACCAUAACUUGGUCCUAAUACAAUAAACUGAUGGCUUCAGGAAAAAAAACAGCCCUUAUUUAUCUCAAAAGAUGUUAUAUCACUUAAGAAUGCUGUUGUAAAUAACAGUGGUAAAAUUAAAACUGGAAAAAUUAGGACCUAAAAAUAAUUAAACAGGAAAAGUGUGA
Molecule: messenger RNA, 4091 nt
Organism: Manis javanica (Malayan pangolin)
Lineage: Eukaryota; Metazoa; Chordata; Mammalia; Pholidota; Manidae
Gene: DCLRE1C
Product: DNA cross-link repair 1C
Biological process (GO): double-strand break repair via nonhomologous end joining; telomere maintenance; interstrand cross-link repair
Molecular function (GO): 5'-3' DNA exonuclease activity; damaged DNA binding
Source: RefSeq, a predicted model, not a curated record